Cylicocyclus nassatus is the source of this 1621-nucleotide messenger RNA. The record is from the annotation of a GenBank genome assembly. Lineage: Eukaryota; Metazoa; Nematoda; Chromadorea; Rhabditida; Strongylidae.
AGAGAAAUUUUUUAUCAUGUCAUAGUCCGCAAUUAAAGCUAUGUAUUCAAUAUUUUCGUCCUGUUUUCUACAGUGCUGUCCACAGGGAACCAUAUUUUUUGUGCCAAUAUUUCGGCCAAGCAGGCCAGCAUAUAACGAUGAUGAGUUUGAAAAGUACGAGCCUCGGCCGAAAAUUGUCAUCGACAAACAAGACUUUUCUCCCGUCAAAUCCUAUCAAUACGAGGGACAUGUGGGAACAGAAAACCUGGAACCACAUCUUCGAGUUGGUGCGCAGUACAACCAUCAGAAGAAGGUGGUUAUCGUCAAAGUGAUGUCAUUGCAUUCGUGCGAUUUGACUGCUGAUGAUGUUUCACAGAUACGAAUCUCGUAUGGCAAUGUUCGAGCUAAACAGCAAACAGCGGUAGUUAGAGGUGAAAACCCAGCCUUCAACCAAACGUUUUCCUUCACAGAUGUUGGGAAAGAUGAAUUUCAAACAUCUUCGCUUCGGUUUCGUGUCUACUCGCGAAGCGGCAUGUCGAGAAUGAAUUUGAGAGCUGAAGGAAGUUUGGAGAGUUCAAAGAUAGCUAGAGAAAGUCCCACAAUCAGCUCAGUUAAACUGACUAAGAUUAACACUAUCAAAUCGGAAGUGCCACCGUCUGGACUUUCGCCGACAAUGCAUCGAGUUUCGAAUGGUAGCGUUGCCUCAGGCGAUAGUCGACGAAACAGUAUGGUCGACGCAUGUGGACGAUUUUGCAGUCAGCCCACUAAUGGGGCCCCGGAGCUGCUAAUCGCAUUAUGCUACGAUACCGAUCAUGGAUGUUUAACGGUUGGUAUCGAACGAGGAUCGUCACUUGGAGAUAAAUGCAGACCACCAGACACUUUCAUCAAGAUUGUCGCCUUGGGAGAAUUCGGAAAUGAACUUUGGCGCCAGAAAACUGAACUAGUCAAAGGUACAUCGGAACCACAAUAUGACCAUUCAGCUAGUAUCCAGCUACAUCGUCCCGAUCUGGACGUAUGUACGGUACGAAUCGAAGUGUGGAGCUCUGUAGGUGUGCUGAGGCGCCGACAAUUGCUAGGAUGGUUGGCUUUGGGCUUAAAUUCCAGCUCACCUGAUGCGCAAGAGCAUUGGGAGCAAAUGAUACAAGGCACCGGCAUUACCGUGACGAAGUGGCACCCCGUGCAUCCACCCGAGUAAUAAGAAAAAAACUUACGGACGCUCUAAAGCCGAGUAUUUUUCAUGCAUUCCAAAACUUAGCAUGAGAUAUGCGUGCCUGUCCAUAUAUACAGAGCUUAAUCUUUGCAAAUUCAUAGAAUCCGAUCCUUCUAUUCUCUUUGUAACAUAUUGAAGGACCUCAAUCUUCACAUAGAAUAGGUUCUCACAUUGUUCUCGAAAUUUCCAUUUGCACUAAUUUUACUUCACCAAAGCAAAAAAAAUUUGAUUUUGAAGUUGAGAUAGGUCCACUGCAUUUGAGCCGCCGCUGCACAUGCGCUGCGAUAAUUCUGGGAUUUAUGGCUGGCCUAGCCGCUUUCCAUAUAUUGAUGAUAUUGCUUUUGUUGAUGUCUGUAUGCAUGUUGAUAUUUUUCUGUUUAGUCUCGAGAAUUUGCUAGUGUCCGCUGUUCGAAAUCAUUCGUCAUACGUGUG